AUCGCGGAGAAAAGAGGAUCAUCACAAUCCAUCAAGAUGGUGAUUACUAUUUAGCAACAUUAGUCCCGCGAUUUUGAUUCCCUUUCGAAUGUUAUUAACAUUUUGAAUGCCUAGCAGUUUGUGCAAAAUCAGUCGGUGCAUUUUCGAUGAAUCGAAAAUUGAUAGUGAGUGUUCUGUGUGAUAGGAAGUUGUUGAUUGUAAAUUCUGCAAUAAGCAGAAGUAUAGAUUGAUUUUCCUGUUGAUUACCUUGACUCCCGUUUGAAGGGACCAAAAAAUCUAAUUUUUGUUUGUGGGGCAUUUCAAAUGGUUUGCCUAUUAUUGCAGUCAGCGUCUUGAUUUGUUGUGGUUUGCUACUGUAUCAGAGGUGUUAGGGUUUUUUUUGUUUAUUAUACACUAAACAGUGCCAGAUUUUGCUACAAAUAGUGCAUACAGUGUACAGUUUUAUCGUUAAUAGUUAUUAUGCACAGUGUUUUCAGAGCCAUUCGUCACCGAAAAUAGAUGUAUUAGAAAACUGAUUUAUCAAUAAAACAAAAGUUCCCACUGUGACGCACAACAAGCAGCUGGAAAACGGUAUAAAAAAACAGUGUAAACAAGUUUUAUUUGGACAUUUGCACGGAAGAGCUAUGUCGGACAAUUUGCCCUCUUCGUGCCAGCAGAAGCAACAGAAUGAUGGUAGCAAAUCUCAUGAUGAUCCGCAAUCACAGACUGUUCCCCUUCAGAAUCAGCAGCCACAACCAACGAAAUGGAUUUGCGAAUAUUGCACAUACGAAAACUUCCCUCUAUCGUUGAAAUGUACCAUGUGCAAGGGGCAGAAGCCUCUUUUGAACGAGGAUAUUUUCAGAUUAAGCCCUACGCAGCAGCUCAGUACAACGAAAAAAUCCACAUCAAACCAAGCUAGUGGAUCAUCAGGUAUAUCACCAACUAGCGAAAGCGACAGUACUCUAAGAUGGUCAUGCAGUACUUGUACUUACUUGAACCUGCCCCACGCUCGACGUUGUCAGCAAUGCAAUAGCAAACGAGAAGAUGAAAUAUUGAUCAAACCGUUGAACCAGAAACCUCUGCCGCAAAAAUCCAUACCAUCGAAGAUGAUUUCGGAAUACGACAGUUUGAGUGACCAAUUGAAUGCCCUCAAUAUUUGUCGAAGCACGGGUGAAGAUGAUUUGUUAGAUCUGUUCCAUCCUGGAAUAGAAAGUGGUCGUAAACGGCGGAAUAACUCGCCUUCUCAUAAAGGUUCCACUGCUGCAGAACGGGUUCUGGAAAGUUCCAAAGAUAACGAUUCAGGAGGUGUGAUUUGUGGCGCAAAACACCAGUCACCGACAUCGACUUCUCCAGUAAACACUUGUUCCCGUUCGUCUAACAAUACAGGAAAAUGGUCUUGUUCUGCUUGUACUUAUGAAAAUUGGCCCAAAGCAUUAAAGUGCUCAAUGUGCUUACAUCCACGCGAAACAAACAGUGGUCGCAAUAGCCAAGCUUCUGCAAAACAUUCACCAGAACACGAUGAGAAUGUUGCUAGCAAUAUAGUGGUUAACAAUAAACGUAAUCAACAGUUGGUUCGCGAGCAGGAACCAAUGAACAAUCUGGAUGUAUAUCAACAAGAACGAUAUAUGCGUCAACUGAGGCGACAGCCAGAUUGGCAGUGGCUUAAUGCAUGCAUCGGAAUUGCAGAGAAUAAUGUGGGAGCCGUUGAAAGUUAUCUAACCUGUGGAGGAGAUGCUGGUCGAGCUCUUACCCAUUCUGAAGUCAACUUGUUGAAUCAUAACAAUAUUGCUUUUGAUGUUGGUCAUACUUUAAUUCACCUGGCAAUUCGGUUUCAUCGUGAUGAAAUGCUGCCAAUGCUUUUGGUUCAAAUCUCAGGUUCAGGUCCAGGUAUCAAGAGGGUACCCUCGUACGUCGCCCCCGAUUUGGCCAGCGAUAUAAGGCGUCACUUUGCCCAUUCGUUACGUAUCCGAAAAGCAUCGUUCAGCUGCCAGUACGUUACUGAGCAUGCAACAUUUUCGCUGCCAGCAGAUAUCGAAGAACUUCCAUUGGCUCUGCAGGAGCAACUGUAUGAAGAGCUUCUUGAUCGGGAUGCCCAGAAGCAGCUGGAAAUGCCACCGCCAGCUCUAAAUUGGUCGCUGGAAAUCACCGAACGGCUGGGAUCCCGUUUAAUGGUGCUAUGGAAUCGAAGUGCCGGUGAUUGCUUGCUAGACUCGGCCAUGCAAGCAACAUGGGGUGUAUUCGAUCGUGAUAAUACUUUAAGGAGGGCUCUUGCUGACAGUUUACAUCAGUGCGGCCACUUUUUCUAUCCUCGCUGGAAAGAAAACGAAAUCCUUCAAGCUGCGCUGCUACACUACACUUUGGCUGAAUCGCAACUAGAAGAAGAUUGGAGUACUCUACUAUCACUUGCUAGUCAGCCUGGGUCUUCACUCGAACAAUUACACAUAUUCGUUCUAGCACAUAUUCUACGUCGGCCUAUUAUUGUCUAUGGUGUAAAGUACGUAAAAAGCUUCCGUGGCGAAGACAUCGGUUAUGCCAGAUUUGAAGGCGUUUAUUUGCCUUUGUUGUGGGAGCAAAGCUUUUGCAUAACCUCGCCAAUUGCUCUUGGUUACACCAGAGGUCAUUUUAGUGCACUCGUACCGACGGAACCUUACUCACGAAUAGAUGCAGCUCGAGACGAUAGGGAAGACAUCACCUUUUUACCUUUAAUGGACUGCGAGAUGAAGCUUCUGCCGAUUCAUUUUUUGAAUAACAACGAGAUUGGUCGGGAAGAGUCUAUCAUGCGCCAGUGGUUAGAUGUCUGCGAAACUGAAGGGUUAUUAGUAGCACAGCAGAAAUUGCAUAAACGUCCACUAUUAGUCGCUCAAAUGCUAGAGGAAUGGCUUAAUCAUUACCGGAGAAUAGCUAUUUCAAGGCUUUUUUAAAUUGCUGGAACGGCUGGCUGGGAGAUUUUAACAAAAUUAAUAAUUUUAAUCGUAGAGAAGAGACACAACGUCACAUAUGUCACUUAUCCAACUGUGUAAAUCACUUACAACUAGAGAAAA
Molecule: messenger RNA, 3020 nt
Organism: Ochlerotatus camptorhynchus
Lineage: Eukaryota; Metazoa; Arthropoda; Insecta; Diptera; Culicidae
Gene: trbd
Product: trabid
Exons: 6
Coding region: 624-2900 (758 amino acids)
Biological process (GO): positive regulation of Wnt signaling pathway; protein K33-linked deubiquitination; cytoskeleton organization
Cellular component (GO): nucleus; cytoplasm
Molecular function (GO): cysteine-type deubiquitinase activity; K63-linked polyubiquitin modification-dependent protein binding
Source: RefSeq, a predicted model, not a curated record